CGCGCUGCGCCGCCAUUUUGUGCGAGCCGCGGCCGGCAGCCGCGGGCAGCAGCCGCUCGUCUGCCUGUUCCCCCCCCCCUUGUCCCCGCCGCUGCUGCUGCCAUGCCUUCCGCGCCGCUCCGCGUGGCCGUGGUGUGCUCCAGCAACCAGAACCGCAGCAUGGAGGCGCACAACAUCCUCAGCAAACGAGGAUUCAGCGUUCGCUCCUUUGGCACAGGGACUCACGUGAAACUGCCAGGACCAGCCCCGGACAAGCCAAAUGUUUAUGACUUCAAAACAACAUAUGAUCAGAUGUACAAUGAUCUGCUUAGGAAAGACAAAGAACUAUACACACAGAAUGGAAUUUUACACAUGUUGGACAGAAAUAAGAGAAUCAAGCCACGACCAGAGAGAUUCCAGAACUGCAAAGAUGUUUUUGAUUUGAUCCUAACGUGUGAAGAAAGAGUCUAUGAUCAAGUAGUAGAAGAUUUAAAUUCCAGAGAGCAGGAGACGUGUCAGCCAGUCCAUGUGAUCAAUGUGGACAUUCAGGAUAACCACGAGGAGGCCACUCUGGGUGCUUUCCUUAUCUGUGAGCUCUGCCAGUGUAUACAGCACACAGAAGACAUGGAAAAUGAAAUAGAUGAGCUGUUACAGGAAUUUGAAGAGAAAAGUGGAAGGACUUUUCUUCAUACUGUCUGCUUUUAUUAAAGCACAUCUGUCUCUUAGGCCUUAAUACAGAUGAGGGAAGCAUGUGUUUAAAUUUCUGAUUAUACUGUAUUUUCCUGGAAAAUGAAUAUUGAUCUUUUUUUGUUUGUUUGUUUGUUUGUUUAAAAACUCCUUUUCAGUGUCUUUUUGUUUCAGGUGUUCUGUCACAGGUAGGCAGAGGUACUGGUUGGGCUUGUACAUAUGAAAUGAUGAAAAGUAUACACAAAGGCCACCUAUUUAAAAAUGAAAUUCAAGUUCUUUUCUAAAUCCUACUUUAAUUAUUACAAGUAGGUUUUUAAUUAUAAAGAGAAUGUUUCUUGAAUAUAAGUUUAUAAUGUAUUUUUCCAGCUUACAAAUUUAUUUUAUUUCAGUUGUGCUUUUUUUUUUUGGCUUUUUUUUUUUUUUUAAAUUUAAUGUGACAGAAUGGCUGAGGAUAUGAAUGGAACAAUUAAAUAACUGAGUAUCUGUAUAUUAUUAGCUAUAAAGUUGGAAGCAUCCAAUAAAAAUGAAAAACCUCUAA
Chiroxiphia lanceolata (lance-tailed manakin) is the source of this 1204-nucleotide messenger RNA. It is a transcript of the gene SSU72, whose product is annotated as SSU72 homolog, RNA polymerase II CTD phosphatase. Gene Ontology annotation, cellular component: nucleus; mRNA cleavage and polyadenylation specificity factor complex. The coding region runs from base 103 to 687 and encodes 194 amino acids. Gene Ontology annotation, molecular function: RNA polymerase II CTD heptapeptide repeat phosphatase activity. Gene Ontology annotation, biological process: termination of RNA polymerase II transcription. The record is from RefSeq and is a predicted model, not a curated record. The transcript is spliced from 5 exons. Lineage: Eukaryota; Metazoa; Chordata; Aves; Passeriformes; Pipridae.